AUGCUGAGAGCGAAUCGGAUUAUCGGACCACGACUUUGUCAGCUACGAGCGUAUAAUUUCAGAAAUGAAGAGGUCAAGCUUCCAGGAAUGAAGGAAGAAGUAGAAUUGAGCGAAGAAAUGCGCAAGAUCGAGAAGGCUCUGCUGGAAGGUGCAAAAGACUCCCCAGAAUUGCUGAAAGAAAUUAGAGGGAUUUAUAGCCCGUACAAAGCGCUGAAUAUCCCUGAGACAGCAACGCAGCAAGAAAUACGCGAUACAAUCAGUCUGAGAAGAAGGCAGUAUCAAGCUCAAAUCGAAGAUGUUCAAAAACGCCUUCAUGCUAAUUCAACUCCUGAUUCUGAUUCUGCUCUGAUAGCGACUGCUAAUGAUCAAAUAGCGAAGCUAGAACAAAGUCUAGCCGAAGUCAACGAAGUCGAGAACCUUUUAGGAUCGAUACAAGCGCGGCGAAAAUUUGAUCAAGAGUACGCGCUACAAGUUCAUCAAGUAAUUUGGAAUGAUCUCUCCAGGGGCGAGAAGAUCCGACAUCAGUUAGCCAAGGUCAUCAGAUCUAUCAAUUACCUUUUUUCUCAAGCGGUUUAA
Messenger RNA from Oikopleura dioica, 576 nucleotides. NCBI's taxonomy places the organism in Eukaryota, Metazoa, Chordata, Appendicularia, Copelata, Oikopleuridae. The record is from the annotation of a GenBank genome assembly.